AUGGGUCACUUUCAGGCCGUGACCAGGAGGAACUCAGUGGAGGAGCAGGACUCGUACCGAGGGCAGCCGGGAGUCUGCGGCCUCACCAACCUGGGCAACACCUGCUUCAUGAACUCUGCUCUACAGUGUCUGAGUAACACCCCCCCUCUGACCGAGUACUUCCUGCAGAGCUCCUACCUGGAGGAGCUGAACUUCACCAACCCUCUGGGUAUGAAGGGGGAGAUCGCCGAGGCCUACGCUGACGUCAUCAAACAGAUGUGGUCCGGGAGGCAUUACUCUGUGGUGCCGCGAGUCUUCAAGACGAAGGUGGGUCACUUUGCGUCUCAGUUUCUGGGUUACCAGCAACACGACAGUCAGGAGCUUCUGUCCUUCCUGCUGGACGGACUGCACGAAGACCUGAACCGCGUCAAAAACAAAGAGUACAUCGAGCUGCGGGACGCAGACGGACGACCAGACCAGGAAGUGGCAGAGGAGGCGUGGCGUAACCACCGGCGGCGGAACGACUCUGUGAUCGUCGACACGUUUCACGGCCUCUUCAAGUCCACGCUCGUCUGUCCGGAGUGCCGGAAGAUCUCUGUGACGUUCGACCCCUUCUGCUACCUGAGCGUCCCACUUCCUGUCAGCAAGGAGCGAAUCAUGGAGGUCUUCUUCGUCUCUCUGGACCCCUACGCCAAACCCGCACAGCAUCGUGUUGUGGUUCCUAAAGCAGGAAAAGUGUCCGACCUCUGCUCUGCUCUGUCUGAGAUGACCAACGUACCUCCCUCACAGAUGGUGGUAGCUGACGUGUUCAACCAUCGUUUCUAUAAGAUCUACAACGCUGAUGAAUCUCUGAGCUGCAUCCUGGACCGAGACGACAUCUUUGUGUACGAGCUGAGCGUGCUGGAGGAGCAGCAGGAGGAGCAGGUGCUGCUGGCGCUCUACCUGAGGGAGCGCUCUCACUACAGAGAUUACGGCUCGGGCAGCAGCUCGUACGGCACGACGCUGUUCGGACACCCGCUGCUGCUCAGCGUGCCGCGCAGCAGCUGCAGCCAGGAGGCGCUCUACAACCUGUUCCUGCAGAGGCUGGCGCGCUACGUGCGACCUCCGAACUCCUCGGAGGAGCUGGAGGAAGAGGAAGAAGACGAUGACGAAGAGGAGCUGUACAAGACUCAGACCAACGGCAUCAGUGACG
Messenger RNA from Micropterus dolomieu (smallmouth bass), 1171 nucleotides. RefSeq names its product ubiquitin carboxyl-terminal hydrolase 11-like. Gene Ontology annotation, molecular function: cysteine-type deubiquitinase activity. The record is from RefSeq and is a predicted model, not a curated record. Gene Ontology annotation, biological process: protein deubiquitination. NCBI's taxonomy places the organism in Eukaryota, Metazoa, Chordata, Actinopteri, Centrarchiformes, Centrarchidae.